AUGACCAAAGAAAAGAGCAGACAAAAAUCAGGUCCAUCUCAGGUUCGUAUUAUCGGCGGCCAGUGGCGCGGACGGAAACUUCCCUUCGACGGGGGUAGCGAUCUGCGUCCCACAUCAGGUCGAACCCGGGAAACACUUUUCAACUGGCUGCGUCCGCGCAUCAGAAAUGCGCAGGUAUUGGACCUGUUUGCCGGGUCGGGUUCACUGGGGCUCGAAGCUUUAUCUCAAGGCGCGUCCCACGCCACAUUUGUGGACACUGACAGCAGAACCAUUGCGGCGCUGAGGGCCAAUGUUGCCAACCUGGGCAUCGGCGGACGUUGCAGCAUCAUCAAGGCAGAUGCCAUGCAUUUUUUAAAGCGAAUGACAGAGCCGGUAGAUAUUGUUUUCCUGGAUCCACCGUUCAGGGAACCUGAGCGUUUAAUCCAGAGUGUUACCCACCUUCUCGAACAUCACCUUGUGCGCGAUUGCCUUUAUCUGGAGUCCGGAGAUCAGUCGCUGAUCGAUCAACUUGCAGAUGUGCCCGGCCUAUCUGCUUAUCGGCAGACACGCUCAGGCGAUGCUUAUGCAGGGUUGUUGGAGAUCGAACAAUAG
Messenger RNA from Symbiodinium necroappetens, 591 nucleotides. The record is from the annotation of a GenBank genome assembly. NCBI's taxonomy places the organism in Eukaryota, Dinophyceae, Suessiales, Symbiodiniaceae.